Messenger RNA from Trematosphaeria pertusa, 1509 nucleotides. RefSeq lists its product as uncharacterized. Gene Ontology annotation, molecular function: histone acetyltransferase activity. NCBI's taxonomy places the organism in Eukaryota, Fungi, Ascomycota, Dothideomycetes, Pleosporales, Trematosphaeriaceae. The transcript is spliced from 2 exons. The record is from RefSeq and is a predicted model, not a curated record. Gene Ontology annotation, cellular component: SAS acetyltransferase complex. The coding region runs from base 1 to 1509 and encodes 502 amino acids.
AUGGCUAAUCUGAUCCGGCCCUCUUCUGAGCGGCGAGCGACGAGGCGCAAGAAGUCAGCGUCCCCCGCCGCAGGCGACGGGGUCGAGAACUCCACCCACCACGGCGCCGUCUCGACGCGCCGCACCUCGCGCUCCACGCCGCUGCUGUCCCUGGGCGACGGCAAGCCCGCGAAGCCUCAUACCCAGCCGCCGGCGAAGGCUGCUGCACCGCUGGCCCGCAGCUCCAGAAAGCGGCCAGCCUCCGAGCUCGCUGACGCGACCCCCGACACGAGACCCCCGACCAAAGUCACAGUUACACAACCACAUGGCGAGCUACUCCGGAUCACAAAUGGGGUGCCGAAACGGCUGGGCAUCGAGGCCGACGAUGUGCCCUCUGGUGCCUCAACACCCAGGCCGAAUGGCGCCGGCCGGCUCAGCGUCCCUGCGCCGUCGACGGGCACACGACAGGCGCAGGAUCAGCGAAGUCUGAGGAGCAAGGACGGCGGAUCGCGGCUGAAGAGCGAUCUUGCCAUAUACUUCUCGUGCUAUGACGAUAUCAUUGCGGGCGUGCCGAAGCCGCCAGAGUUUCUCGACUUCGACACGCCCAUAUACAUCGUAGACGAGCCGCUCAAGAACCCCAAACCACCAGAACCGACCUCGCCCGAAGUAUCCCGCAAAUCAGCGAGUCCAACCCGAUCACGGAAACCGCGAGCUCACACUCCGCGGAAACCUUCCAAUCCCUCAAUACCGCCCUCACAGUCCUCUACCUCUUACCGACCCGUCGACUACUCCACCAUAGCAAAGCAUCUCCCCAAUGACGAUGGAGAUCCCCUCACCGACUCGGUAUACUUCACACAGCAUCGACGAGCAGAGCGGAAGGAGAAGCAGCUCCGCAACAUCGAGAAGGAGCGGGCGAUGCACGAAAAGGUGCAACUCGAGCGCCUCCUUGAUGGCCUCCAAGGGCCUGACUGGCUGAAAGUGAUGGGCAUAACCGGCGUCACGGACGGCGAGCGGAAAGACUGGGAGCCCAAGCGGGACUACUUCGUCAAGGAGGUGGAGGCAUUGGUGGAUAAGUUUCGCAUGUGGAAAGAGCAGGAGAAGCGGCUGCGGGCUGAGAAGGAAGCCGCCCGGGCGGCUGACGAGGAGGAUGAAGAAGAAGACGAGGAUGAAGAGGAGUCCGACGAGGAUGCGAAGAUCAAUGGCAAGGUGUCUGUUAAACCCGAGCCGCGUCCGAAAGAGCCCGAGCCACCGAAACCUCGUAGACCGCCUCGACCACACGGCUUCCUACUCCCUUAUGUACCCCCAGAACCCGCCGUACCGUUCACUUCGUUCUAUUCGAAACCGCACCUGCGAGCCGCAGCGUUAGGGAAGCACCGCCAUGGACGCAAUAUUACAGCUUUCGGAGAGCCAAUACCAGACUUCGAAGAGCAUGAAUUCUCGAUACCAGAAGACUUUGUCACUCCAGACUUCAUACGAGACAAUGCGCGGAAGAGAAGACGGCAGAAGCGUGAGAGCGGUGUGAAGUCAUGA